UUACCAGGGCGUGGCAACACUGAAUGGUAUGAAUUCAUCGUCAGUGGAGCUCUCACACAGUCGGCGCGCAAGCUCAUCGUUGAUAGCGUACACACCACAGUCGAAGAAUAAGGUGACCCUCACUGUUUAAAGAAAAAAGUAGAGACAAAACGUUUAAAACAAAAAGCUGGUCAAACAACAUCAACUGAUCUAAAAUCAAGAUGAAGAAAUUCCUUAUCUCUUUAACGCUUUGUCUGGCUUUUUCUGCUGUGUCAAAUGCAGUUCCUGUCGAUGACCAGUGUUAUGCCAACUUUCUUCAAAUCUUCGCCGGGAGUUUCGACGGAGCAACAAAUAUCUACAUAAAUGGGACAAGAGAUAAGGGUAACCGAGGGAUAAGAAUAACUCCAAUUACAAAUACAAGAUUAGGAAAUCCCGGGGAACAGAAAUUUUCCUUCCGCAAAACAAAAAAAGAUGGCAUUGUUACAUUUGAAGUUGAUGCAAUAAAAAUAGUAAACGGGACAAUUUCGGAAAAAUGGUACACACCUGAAAAGAACCUAACUGCUGGAGUUUUGCCAGAAAACUGGACUGCCAACAUGGCUAGUGAAUCUACAGAAGAAUUUCUAUAUAGUCGUUUGGGUAACGCUAAUGAUCAAUUCAUAUACAGAACAACAGAGUGGACGGUAAUACUUAACUGCAGUGGAUAUUUUUGGACGUUUCCAGAUGGAACUACGGUUGAACUGUUAAAGCUAAGCUAUGUGACUGACUGGCCAGCGAGCUUCAACCAUGUUCUAAGACCGCAAAAGCCUUGUCGUUACUGAUUGAUGUAUUGAACAUCAGUCUAUCAUGGAAGCUGCUACAAAUUACACAAGUUCAUAGAAACUGAAAACAUAUUUUAAAUUCUCAAGAGUAUAAUAUCUUUUUUUCAAAUGAUCCGACGUAAGGUCGUCGGCAGAAAUAAAACUAGAAAAAAUUAAAAUUAAAAAACACCUGGCAGUGUAAGUGAAAAUAAAGAAAUGUGUGUUUGUCUUGUUCUAUGAUAAAUAAAUUCUUUUAAAAAUA
Molecule: messenger RNA, 1038 nt
Organism: Physella acuta
Lineage: Eukaryota; Metazoa; Mollusca; Gastropoda; Physidae
Source: RefSeq, a predicted model, not a curated record